Molecule: messenger RNA, 1754 nt
Organism: Hevea brasiliensis (rubber tree)
Lineage: Eukaryota; Viridiplantae; Streptophyta; Magnoliopsida; Malpighiales; Euphorbiaceae
Product: serine/threonine-protein kinase STY13
Exons: 6
Coding region: 364-1491 (375 amino acids)
Biological process (GO): protein phosphorylation
Cellular component (GO): plasma membrane
Molecular function (GO): protein kinase activity; ATP binding
Source: RefSeq, a predicted model, not a curated record
AUUGCUCUUGCUAGUACAGAAGCACUCACAGAGAGAAAGAGACCACCAUAUUGAUUAUGCUUAGUAUUGUUAUUGUUAGAUUAUUAUAAUGGUAAUCACAUCAUCACCAUCACCGUCACUAGUAUAGAUACAGGCAUACAGUAUACUUGAAACUUAGAAAGUCUAAAACUACUACUAGUCUACUACACGAUUAGUCUAUUACUACUGCUACUACUACAGAAACAGAACCCACAGGUUCACAGGCAGUUACUCUUUGUCUUCUUUGUCCUUUGCAUUUGAACAACGCCCCCAGACACUCUUCUACCGAGAAAGGAAGAGUCUUUUGCUCUUUUUUCCGCAAGAAAAGACUCCUUUCACAAAGAAAUGAAGGGGAAGAGUGAAAGUGGUGGUGGAUAUGUGAGAGCAGAUCAGAUAGAUCUGAAGAGCUUGGAUGAGCAGCUCCAGAGGCAUCUAAGCAGAGCAUGGACUAUGGAGAAGAACAAGAACAAGAAAGAUGGAGAAGAAGGAGAAACAGUAGUGCAAAGUCCUCUAAACAACACUAUAACAAGGCAAGAAUGGGAGAUUGCCCCAUCUAAGCUCUUCAUCAAAGGUGUUAUAGCUCGUGGCACCUUUGGCACCGUUCACCGUGGCAUUUAUGAUGGCCAAGAUGUUGCUGUUAAACUUCUUGAUUGGGGGGAGGAGGGUCACAGGUCAGAGGCUGAAAUAGCCUCACUUAGAGCAGCUUUUACACAAGAAGUCGCUGUGUGGCACAAGCUUGAUCAUCCUAAUGUAACUAAGUUUAUUGGGGCAACAAUGGGCUUGUCAGAGUUGAAUAUACAAACAGAGAAUGGUCACAUGGGCAUGCCAAGUAAUGUUUGCUGUGUUGUUGUUGAAUAUUGUCCUGGGGGUGCUUUAAAAUCUUACCUCAUAAAGAACAGGAGAAGGAAGCUGGCGUUUAAAGUGGUUAUGCAAUUGGCACUGGAUCUUGCACGAGGGUUGAGCUAUCUCCAUUCUAAGAAGAUUGUCCAUAGAGAUGUUAAAACAGAAAAUAUGCUUCUGGACAAGACAGGUACAGUGAAAAUAGCCGACUUUGGUGUUGCUCGCCUGGAAGCAUCAAAUCCUAAGGACAUGACUGGAGAGACUGGAACACUUGGCUACAUGGCACCUGAGGUUCUCAACGGCAAACCAUAUAAUCGAAAAUGCGAUGUGUACAGUUUUGGAAUUUGCCUGUGGGAGAUAUACUGCUGUGACAUGCCAUAUCCAGACCUCAGUUUCUCAGAAGUAACAUCUGCUGUUGUCCGACAGAAUCUGAGGCCAGAAAUACCCCGUUGUUGCCCAAGCUCUUUUGCCAAUGUAAUGAAGCGAUGCUGGGAUGCAAAUCCUGACAAGCGGCCUGAAAUGGAGGAGGUUGUGUCCAUGUUAGCAGCAAUCGACACAUCCAAGGGUGGAGGUAUGCUCCCUGUAGAUCAACCUCAAGGCUGUCUCUGUUUCCGCAGGUACCGUGGGCCGUAAAUGUUGUUUCCAGGAUUGUGGGACAGUGUAUUCUAAAGUUUGAAUUGGUAUCUUAUUCAUUUGAAGAUACUGGGAGGUGGUUAUGGUAAACUGCGGAGGCUAGAAGCUAAGAGGAGCCCUGCAGCAACUGUUUCUUUAUCAGAUAAAGCAUUCUGUAAAGCUCUUCUUUUUCUUUUACCUUGUUCUUGCUCUGAUUUGUAAGAAACAUGCAUCUUAUUUGACUGGCCAACAUACAAAUGACAAAUUUGAAUCUGUUCACUUUC